GAUGGGAUGGAAAAUGGCGGCCCUUCAUCGGGUAGCAUAUCAACUUUGAACCUAACUAACAGAGCAGGAACGAUGCAGGGGCUUUUUUAAAAAUAUAUAUUUUACUUUUAAUAUCUGAAUAUUUGUUUUUUUUUAAUAUAAACGCUCAUGUGGAGUUUUCUGUAGGUUACAGCGAGAGCGAACAAUAUGAGAUCCUACUGUGUGAGGAGGGAACAAAGCUGGAGAGAAGUCUGACUGAAACUCACUAUAAUGGUGAUUUUAUGUUUAAUUUUUAAUAAGUAGGAAGCUUCUCUGGUAAUUUAAUUGUAAUAUUAAAUUACAAAUAGUGCACCCUAUCAGUAGUGAAGAGUUUUUGAAAGAGUGUACCAUUAAUAAUCGGUUAGUUCUGGUCGUUGUGAUGGAUCUACAUUAACUCUGUCAUGGAUCAGUCUAAACCUCGGCACAGCAAAAGACUGCGGGCUGGUACCCGUAGGCGUUACCAUGACGAUGGCAUCUCAGACGAAGAGAUCGAUGGACGGCGGAUGUUUGACCUGGAGGAGAAGGUCAGCAGCCAGAGGUUUAGCUCCGACAGAGUGCUGCGCAUGGAGGGGAAAGAUCUGACGUUCGAGUUUGUGCAGAGAGGAGGUCUGAGAGACCCCAUACUGUUUGAAAGACCUGAAGGACUCGGACUCAAGAUGCCUGAUUCAGAUUUCAGUGUGAAUGACGUCAAGAUGUUUGUUGGCAGCCGGCGGAUGAUUGAUGUGAUGGACGUCAGCACUCAGAAAGGGACGGAGAUGUCUAUGGCUCAGUGGACUCGAUACUACGAGACUCCGCCCCCUCAGAGAGAGAAGCUUUAUAAUGUCAUCAGCCUGGAGUUCAGCCACACCAAGCUGGAGUCGCUGGUCAACAGACCCACAACUGUGGACCUGAUCGACUGGGUGGACAACAUGUGGCCUCGACACCUGAAGGAGAGACAGAGAGACUCGACAAACUCCAUCACAGACAUGCAGUACCCCAAAGUCCAGAAAUACUGUCUGAUGAGUGUGGAGGGCUGUUACACAGACUUCCACAUUGACUUUGGAGGGACAUCAGUGUGGUACCACAUCCUGAGAGGGAGUAAGGUGUUCUGGCUGAUCCCUCCCUCCCCUCAGAACCUGGAGCUGUACGAGAACUGGGUUCUGUCAGGGAAACAGGGAGACGUGUUCCUGGGAGAUCGAGUGUCGGACUGUCAGAGGAUAGAGCUGAAGCAGGGCUGCACCUUCAUCAUCCCCUCAGGUUGGAUCCAUGCCGUCUACACUCCUGUGGACUCCAUGGUGUUUGGAGGAAAUUUCCUGCAUAGCUUCAACAUCCCCAUGCAGCUCAACAUCUGUAACAUCGAGGACAGGACACGGGUUCCGGUGAAGUUCCGUUACCCUUUCUACUACGAGAUGUGUUGGUACGUGUUGGAGCGUUAUGUGUUCAGCCUGACGAAGACCUCGUACCUCACACCUGAGUUCCAGAAACACUCGCUGGGCAUUGGUCUGAAGAAGCCGCCCGGCUCUGAUGCAGCCUCUGAGCUGGUAAAGGAGGAGGAGGAGGAGGAGGAGGAAGAUGAAGAUGAACAGCAGCAGCAGCAGCAGCCUGAAAAUGUUCAUGUGACUCCUCUUGAACUGGAGGGAAUGUGGAACCUGCUGGGCAAACUGGAAGCUCUGCCGUCCAACAAGAAGUGUGUCCCUGCCGGAAUACACAACGCCCCUGCUCUCAUCACACACAUCAAGGCUCUCCUGAAGGAACACGCCAACGACAACCCCAAACUGUCAUACUCAGGGAAACCCAUCAUCAGAUGGCCAAAAAGACCCUCGUGGUACCAGCCUCCUCCUCCUCCCCCUCCCCCUCCCCGUCCUAAACUGGCCAACACGCCGGUCGUGCCCCGCCCUCAGAAACCCGCCUCCUCCAUGUCGGUGCUAAGACGUCGCAGAGUCAGGUGUAAACGGUGUGAGGCGUGUAUGAGAACAGAGUGUGGAGAAUGUAACUUCUGUAGAGAUAUGAAGAAGUUUGGAGGACCGGGGAAACUCAAACAGACCUGUGUGCUGAGGCAGUGUCUCUCUCCGGGCCUCCCUCUGUCUGCUGUCUGCGAGAUCUGUAAGGAGCCCAACCAGGAGGAGACAGGAGACGCCUCCCUCGUCCUCAUGGAGUGUUCCAACUGUGCUCAGAUAGUUCAUCCUGCCUGUCUCACGGUUCAGGGAGAAGGAGUGGUGAACAAAGACCUGCCAAGCUGCUGGGAGUGUCCCAAAUGUGUGCAGGGCAUCACUGACCCAGAGUCAUCAGGCAGUGACGAGUCGUUGGCCCCCGGCCACCAGCAGCAGGUCCGUCCCCGCGGGCCCCUGGUGCUCCGGCUGGGCCCCGGGCCCUCUGCUGCAGUGUUGGGGGGUCCUGGGUGCUCCCAGCAGGACGGGGAGGUGGUCCGCUGUGGUUUCUUCCCCCCUCCUCCUCUCUCCUGCUGCUCCUCCUCAGCCUCUCUUCUCUUGGUGGCGGCCCCUCUGCCUUCUCAGCCAAUCAGCUCGAGACUGUCUAAAGGACAUAAAGCUGACGGCCCCCCUCUGAAGCGUAAAUCUUCGUCUUUGUUGGACGCUCGGAUGGCGAAGAUUUACAGACGACAGAGACACAGCCGAGACGGAGAUGACUCGGCCAGUGAUGAUGAGGAUGAAGGCUCUCAGAGGAGGAAGAUGGCGCUCCACGCUCGAGGGGCGGUCCACUCUACCAGGAGGGGCUUCAAUGCUAACAGGAGGGGCUUGCUGAGAGGAGGCUCUGCCCACAGAGGGAGUAGAGGCGGGGUCAUGCCUGCUGGCUCCUCUGCAUUCAAACUGAAGCGAGGGGUGGGUGUGAGAGAGGCAGGGCGGAGGGGGAGGGGCGUGAGGCUGCGGGGCGGGUCCAGGAUGCAACGACGAGGAGAUGACUCAGAUGAGUCGGACGAUGAUGAAGACGACGAUGAUGAUGAUGAGGAGGAGGAUGAAGAGGAGGAGGAGGAGGACAGUGAGCAUGAAGGGAAAGAGCAUCGUCAUCGUCACCGACGAAGAAGGAGAAGAGCUGAUGAUGACGAGGAGGAUGACAGCGAUGGAGGGGACUUUGACCCUGACGAGGAUGAGCUAGACACUCUGGAAGAUGAGGAAGAGGAGGAUGAGGAGGAGGAGGAGGGGCGCUGGGAUUCAGACCCUGAGCCUCCAGUCCUCCUGGUGUCAGACCUGAGUGACGACCUGCUGAGCGGCUCAUACCUGACUGUGACUCUCCAGCACCCCCAAAAGGCCCGCACGCACAGUGGCUCCAUCGUUCCAAAGCUGGAGGCAGCUGUGGCUCAGAGGUCAGCAGGGGGCGCUGCAGGCCAGCAGCCCUUUAUCCAGAGGAAGACUCUGUCCAAACCCUCCCGACCCAAGAGCUGUGACAUCACUGAGAGCACCACACCUCGAGGACCGGGCAGGCCUCGUCUGCGGGGUAACCAUGGUGCCAGAGGCGCCAGAGACGGCUCAGGGUCUUCAUCAGAGGAAGAGGACGUUUCCCCCCCCUCCUCCUCCCUGUCUCCCCCCUCCCUGCUGUCGCUCCCCUCCUUCAAAGACGUAGGAAACGAGGUGGGAGGAGAGAAGGAAGUGUGGGUGUCAGUGUUCAGGUUCCUGGACAGAGCCGAGCUGCUGAACUGUAUGACUGUGUGCAAGGCCUGGUACAAGUGGAGCUGUGAUAAGCGUCUGUGGUCUCAUGUGGAUGUCAGUCGGUGUAGUCCUCUCUCUAAUCAGUCUCUGGCUGGAAUCAUCAAACGUCAGCCGUCCUCUCUGGACCUGUCCUGGACCCCACUAGCCAAGAGACAGCUCACCUGUCUGCUCAGUAGGCUGCCAGGUCUGAGGGAGCUGAGGGUUACCGGUCUGUCCUGGUCCUGUUUGUCUGCGCUGGCAUCUCCCUCUCUUCCCUGUCUUCGUCUGCUCGACCUGCGUUGGUGUGAAGGAAUCAGAGACGCUCAGAUCAAAGAGAUCAUCAUCCCCCCAGACUCCGAGUCGACCCGCAGCAGGCUGAGGAACAUGGGGACUCUGCAUUUGUCAGGUCUGGAGGUGAGCGACUCGUCCCUCAGGUUGCUGCAGAGACACAUGCCUCAGCUGCAGAGACUCGACCUGUCUCACUGUAAGGACAUCAGUGACUCGUCAAUCGCUCUGCUCACUGCUGCAGGGACACACACCAGACACAACCUGACCGAACUCUACCUAGCAGGCUGCAGUGAGCUGACAGACACUUGUCUGUCUUACCUUAAGCGUCUGUCCUGUCUGUCUUUGUUGGACCUGCGUGGAUGUUCAGGUGUGAGCAGAAGAGCGUGUGACGCCUUCAUCUCUGAUCUGUCCCAUGUCGCCCACUACUGCAUGAUGGAGGAGAAGCUAAUCCAGCGCAUGGACUGAUGCAGACAAAUACACACUGAGACUCUGAACAGAGAGCUAGGCUACAAACAUGAACAUUGCAGUGUUUUUUUUCUCUUCCUGUUUUCACUGAUGAUCAGACUGUGUUUGAUGGUUUCUCUUGUUUUUGUACAUUCGUUUUCUAUCACUGUGAAAUAAAUAAAGUGAAUUGUUUCAUUGUUGA
Messenger RNA from Labrus mixtus (cuckoo wrasse), 4572 nucleotides. It is a transcript of the gene kdm2aa, whose product is annotated as lysine (K)-specific demethylase 2Aa. Gene Ontology annotation, molecular function: zinc ion binding; DNA binding; transcription coregulator activity. The transcript is spliced from 26 exons. The record is from RefSeq and is a predicted model, not a curated record. Gene Ontology annotation, biological process: regulation of transcription by RNA polymerase II; protein demethylation. The coding region runs from base 420 to 4391 and encodes 1323 amino acids. NCBI's taxonomy places the organism in Eukaryota, Metazoa, Chordata, Actinopteri, Labriformes, Labridae.